Messenger RNA from Cavenderia fasciculata, 1422 nucleotides. RefSeq lists its product as uncharacterized. The transcript has 4 exons. Lineage: Eukaryota; Evosea; Eumycetozoa; Acytosteliales; Cavenderiaceae. The record is from RefSeq and is a predicted model, not a curated record. Bases 1 to 1422 code for a protein of 473 amino acids.
AUGGCUGUUGGACAUAUGACUGUUCGCAAUGCGACCUCCUUCCCAGUUACAUUCUUUGCAUUGGCUGGACCAUGCUUUAAAUUAGGACCAGGAGAAACACAAACCCAAAAGGCUUGUUUGAUUUGGUUCUCUACUCGUGUACAAGGACCAGGUGCCAUUACAAACACUACUACCUUUUCAAAGUACAGAGAUGACUACAUUGCUCAAUUGGAUGACUUGGGAUUCGGUUCAAGUGACUGGGACGAAGGAGGUAGUGGUGCUGCUGCUGGCUCAUUCCUUGGUCUUGCCGUCGAUGGUCUCGAAUGGGUAUUCAAAACACCCAACACUGUCGAGCAUACCCAACAAGGUGACAUUUUGUACUUUGGUGGCAAAAAGGAGGGUGUCUAUGGCACAUCGAAUCUUGUUAUCCUGGCCGACAUGGAUCCUGCCCACAAGUUGGACGCUACUCAUACUCCAUGGUGGCACUUGAAAAUUGAAAAGGAUCAAGGUCAGAACCAAUCAAAGCCAACCGACCCUGGGUACGUGUACGUCACACCCAACUUGGACAAGUACAAAGACUACAACUUUUUCAGACUCUAUAAUGUCAACUACCACAACUUUAUGGCUACUUCCAAUAGUAGCGGUGUGUGUCCUCUCACUACUGUCGAUGCUGUCACUCAGCCAUUCGACCCACUCACCACCGGCGAGUACUUUGCCUUCCAACCAGACAGCAGUUCUCCCUACAACAUCCGUAUCAUCAGUACCCGAAACAACGGCAACCAACAACAAACUCGUUACCUUCAAUCUGCCAACGGUCUUGCAGUCUCUCCCAACCAAGACAUUGACAACAACAACCACCAACAAAUCUACACCGUUGAAUUUAUUGACCAAGCUCCAGUCACCAAGGUCAAGAUAUCCCAAGGUGGUUACCUCCUUGCUGGCUCCAAAACCGGUCAACAUCCAUUCAUGUAUCCACGUAUUGAGACUGCUAUUGAUCAACAAUGGUAUGCUCUUACCUAUACUGUAGAUAUUCACAAGAUUCCAACCGAUCACAAGUUUAAACUUGUUCAUUGCAAGACAGGUAAUUUGUUUAAUGCCUUUAGUAAUUCAAUCUCCAUGUCAGCAGACAAUGUACUGAGCACAGCCAACAGUGUACACUUUUAUGUUAAAGCAACUGCUUGGAGCCCAGAAUGCUUUGUCAUCUAUUUCCUCGACGAGCACAACAACGAGAAAUACUUGAGCAGAACCCAAGAUGGUCAUAUGAUUACAAACUCCCAGAAUGGUGAAGCCUCUGUCUUUAGCUUUAAGAUCACCGAUCAUCAAGCUGGUUUCCAUUUAGUCAAUGGUAGUUAUCCUGGUAACUUUUUCUGGAAUGGUAAGAACUUUGGUUUCUAUGAUGAUGGUAAUGAUUACUCUGAUCAAUUAUGGAUUUGUCAAUUCUAA